ACGAGUUGUGGCGGGACUGACUCCGAGAGGAGGCUUCAACGUGAUUCGAGUUGCGAGACAUCCACGCCGUGCCCAAAAACGACACGAAAUCGCACCUUGAUAGGCCUAACCUUUGACUGCUCAACGCGCAAUUUGCAGUAAUGAAGAAUCGAGGGUCUGCCAAAAUCUCUGUCAAAUGGAUCCCGAUCCUCUGUGUCUUUUGUUUUGCUCUUGGAAUUAUCUUCUCUAACAGGGCGUGGGAUGCACCUGAGUCCAACGGUCAGCUCAUAGCGCAGGGUCGUCAAGAACAAGAGUUGCAAGUUGUCUCCGAAGAUUCCACAGCUCAGAAGAUACUUUCACAUGAUAAAAAUGUAAUGGGCGAAGUCUUGAAAACCCAUGAAGCAAUUCAAUCGCUAGACAAGUCAAUUGCAAUGGUUCAAAUGCAGUUAGCAGCAUCUAGGAGUUCUCAGGAAAUGAGCUUGGAUGGCUCCGCUGCCUUGUCUCAUGAUGGCCCACCCCGGCAGAAAGUUUUCAUGGUUAUUGGGAUUAAUACAGCUUUUAGCAGUAGAAAGAGGCGUGAUUCUGUCAGAGAGACUUGGAUGCCUCAAGGAGAGAAGCUUCUUCAAUUGGAGCGUGAGAAGGGGAUUGUUAUUCGCUUCAUGAUUGGCCAUAGUGCGACAUCCAACAGCAUUUUAGAUAGAGCCAUUGAUUCAGAAGAUCAUCAGCAUAAGGAUUUCCUUAGGCUGGAGCAUGUUGAAGGAUACCAUGAAUUGUCUGCAAAAACAAAAAUUUUCUUCUCCACUGCAGUUGCUAAGUGGGAUGCUGAAUUCUAUGUCAAGGUGGAUGAUGAUGUCCAUGUUAAUCUAGGCAUGCUAGCUGCUACUUUAGCACGGCAUCGUUCAAAACCCAGGGUGUACAUUGGCUGUAUGAAGUCUGGGCCUGUUCUUGCUCAAAAGAAUGUCAAAUAUCAUGAACCAGAGUAUUGGAAAUUUGGAGAGGAAGGGAACAAAUAUUUCCGACAUGCAACUGGACAGAUAUAUGCAAUCUCAAAGGAUCUCGCCACAUAUAUCUCAAUCAACCAGCCCAUAUUGCACAAGUAUGCUAAUGAAGAUGUGUCACUUGGAUCAUGGUUUAUUGGUCUUGAGGUUGAGCACAUUGACGAACGCAACAUGUGCUGUGGAACUCCACCAGAUUGUGAGUGGAAGGCACAGGCAGGUAAUGUAUGCAUUGCAUCUUUUGACUGGAGCUGCAGUGGAAUAUGCAAAUCAGUGGAGAAGAUCAAAUUUGUUCAUGGAAGAUGUGGUGAAGGUGAUGGAGCUGUAUGGAGUGCUCUCUUCUAGAUUAAAGUUGGAUGAUGUUACUUGGGCAAAUGAAGAUGAGUUAUGUAUUUAUUAUCAUGGUCUACAAAAUGGUGUGAGGCAGUUGAGGGUUCAGUUAGAGAAAGCACAGCGUGGUAAAUACUAUACAGUUUUCCAAAUUUAUUGCUUCUUUUGUUUGUUGGAGAUGCUUUGCAAGAGUUUGGAGGAAGAUCUUGUGCAGUGUUUUACACGGGAGCUUUUCUUUCAAGAUGCUAGUUGUUGCACAGACAUGGUUUGUAGAAGAGUGUAUUCAACACACCUUACUCGAUAAUUUAUAGAGUGUGGAAGGAUACAAUACAGAAGUAUGUAUACAAAUCAUUAUACGUUUACAUGGUAGCUGAAUAGCUCUUUCAUUCUGUUUCCCCUCCCCUUCCCUCCCCAAGGAAAAAAAAAAUACUAGGUAAAAAAAAAAAAGAAUCUGAUUUGAUUAGAAUUUGUUUAGCCAGAUGUAACUGGUUGUAGAUCCUUCAAAUUAGCAAUACAAUACGUAGUUUACUAGAAAAUAGAUGGCCGUGCUGCAAGUUUCAUAAUCUAUUUGUGCAAAUUGAAGCUCCAUUUGUUUA
Molecule: messenger RNA, 1900 nt
Organism: Hevea brasiliensis (rubber tree)
Lineage: Eukaryota; Viridiplantae; Streptophyta; Magnoliopsida; Malpighiales; Euphorbiaceae
Product: beta-1,3-galactosyltransferase 7
Exons: 12
Coding region: 141-1319 (392 amino acids)
Cellular component (GO): Golgi membrane
Molecular function (GO): beta-1,3-galactosyltransferase activity
Source: RefSeq, a predicted model, not a curated record